AUGCCUAAUUUAGAGCAACUCCGAAUCGAACUGCUAACUAAAUCACCGCCUCGUCCCGCAGCUGCUUCUACACCUUCGUCAAGCAAAACGUCGAGCUCAGAAACUCCUUCUAUAAAAAGUAAAAAGUCGAAGGCUAAAAAUAAUCAUUCUGAUGCCAAGGGCAACCAAUCAAACGCAGCAUUACCUGGAAAUAUAUACGCCCCAUUUGCAAAGCCGUGUCCUCAUUGCAAUUGCAAACGAGUACGUGUGGUGAAUACGGGUCGACUAGACGGUCGGCACAUCAUGGAAUGUACUAACAGAGACUGUCUGGCGACAGUAAUGUUUACUGAUGUUCCUGUUGGAACAUUGAUUAAUCCUGGAGGCUCUCUCGAAGAGUUCACUUGGUACGACUUGGAUCCUGAGGAGAUUUUCUAUCCCAGCGCUAUCACGUUGAAACGCUUGGAAGAG
Cooperia oncophora is the source of this 447-nucleotide messenger RNA. NCBI's taxonomy places the organism in Eukaryota, Metazoa, Nematoda, Chromadorea, Rhabditida, Trichostrongylidae. The record is from the annotation of a GenBank genome assembly.